AUGGCCCGCGACAAGUUCGCAAAGCAGUCGCUCGGCGCCUCGCUCCAUGCCCACAUCAAAGAGUCGCGCGUCCUCAUGGUCGGUGCUGGCGGCAUUGGAUGUGAGCUGCUCAAGAACCUCGUCCUCACCGGGUUCGGCAACAUCCACAUCAUAGAUCUCGACACCAUCGACCUCUCCAACCUCAACCGCCAGUUUCUGUUCAGGCACGAGCACAUCAAGAAAUCAAAGGCCCUGGUCGCGAAGGAGUCGGCCGGACGGUUCAACCCCAACGUCAAUAUCGAGGCGCACCACGCCAACGUCAAGGACCCGCAGUUCAAUGUGGAUUGGUUCAAGGGCUUCAGCCUCGUCUUCAACGCGCUCGACAACCUGGACGCCCGCCGUCAUGUCAACAAAAUGUGCCUCGCCGCCGACGUGCCUCUGAUCGAGAGUGGCACCACCGGCUUCAACGGCCAGGUUCAGGUCAUCAAGAAGGGCACAACCGAAUGCUACGACUGCAACGUCAAGGAGACGCCCAAGAGCUUCCCCGUCUGCACCAUCCGUAGCACGCCCAGCCAGCCCAUCCAUUGCAUUGUCUGGGCCAAGAGCUACCUGUUCACCGAGAUUUUCGGCAUCAGCGAAGAGGAGGCCCCGGACUUGGACCAUACAGAGGACUCGGAGAACAGAGAGGAGAUAGAAAAUCUGCGUCGGGAAGCGCAAGCCUUGAAGUCGAUUCGCAAUUCGAUGGGCUCCGAAGACUUUCCUCGGAAGGUGUUCGACAAAGUUUUCAAAGAGGACAUCGAGCGCCUGCUGUCCAUGAAGGAGAUGUGGGCACACAGGCGGGCUCCUACCGCUCUCGACUGGGACCGGGUCUCGGAGCACGCGCGAGGCGACGGCUCGGAUAUCUCCCAGAGCGAUCAGGCUGUUUGGACGGUUUCGGAGAACUUCUGUGUGCUCAAGCAUAGUAUACAGCAGCUGAGCAACCGCUUGCAAAAGCUGAAGGCCAACACCGACGCUGGCGACGCCCCUCCUGUCCUAAGCUUCGACAAGGAUGAUGUCGACACGCUUGACUUCGUGGCUGCUGCUGCAAAUCUUCGCUCCCACAUCUUCGGCAUCGAGCGCAAAUCCAAGUUCGACAUUAAGCAAAUGGCUGGCAACAUCAUCCCUGCCAUCGCGACUACUAAUGCUAUGACGGCGGGUCUCUGUGUCCUGCAGGCUUUCAAGGUCAUGCGCAAUGACUACGACAAAGCCAAGAUGGUGUUCCUCACCCGCUCGACCGACCGCGUGCUUACUGCGGAGAAUCUCCACCCGCCCAAGCCCGAGUGCCCCGUGUGCAGCGUCGCACAGACUAAGCUCAUUGUCGACACGUCGCGGGCCACCCUGAAGGAUCUUGUGGAGGACUUCUUGCGUUUGGAACUUGGCUACGGCGAAGAGUUCAGCAUCAACAGCGAUGCUGGCGUCAUCUACGACCCUGAGUUGGAAGACAACUUGCCCAAGAAGUUUGGUGAGAUUGGCCUGAAAGCUGACAGCUUUGUUACCGUCAUCGACGAGGAGGACGAGAAUCCCCGUGUGAAUCUUGUCCUUUCCAUCACCGAGCAGACCCUUCCGGAGGAUGCAAAGCCAAUCCGUCUUCCCGAAAAGCUGGAGAUCCCACACAAGCCCAAGGUCGCCCAUGAGCACCCGGCGGAGCUCAACGGAAAUGGUGCUGUUGCUACCAACGGCGUCGAUAGCCAACGCAAACGCACUGCCGAUACUGCAGGCCUCGAAGAUGAUGAGCAGUUGCACAAACGCGGCCGGGUUGCAGAGCUGACAGCUGCUGUUGAGAAGCCCGGUUGCUCUGGCGAGGUCAUCGUGAUAGACGACAACGCACCGAUCACGAUAGACGACUGA
Messenger RNA from Diplodia corticola, 1866 nucleotides. RefSeq lists its product as uncharacterized. The record is from RefSeq and is a predicted model, not a curated record. NCBI's taxonomy places the organism in Eukaryota, Fungi, Ascomycota, Dothideomycetes, Botryosphaeriales, Botryosphaeriaceae. Bases 1 to 1866 code for a protein of 621 amino acids. Gene Ontology annotation, cellular component: cytoplasm; SUMO activating enzyme complex. The transcript is spliced from 6 exons. Gene Ontology annotation, molecular function: SUMO activating enzyme activity. Gene Ontology annotation, biological process: protein sumoylation.